AAUCAGGCACUGCGAAAUGGCGAUGCCAACAUCUGGCCACCUGUUGCUGCUGCUUGGCCUCUGCUGCACUUUGGUGCAAGCCAGCUACCCACUUAAGAUACUGGGUCUAUUUCCGCACCCUGCCAUUAGUCAUUUUAACUUCUUUCAUCCAAUUAUGCGUGGCCUAGCUGAGAAAGGACAUGACGUUACGGUGAUAAGUCAUUUUCCGGAUAAAAGCCCACCGGUGGGCUAUAGAGAUUUGCCGCUGACGAAUCAUGCAACUUUGACGAAUAGUGUGGAUUUGAAGGCGUUUGAAAACAGACAUUUCUACAUUAAAUUUGGGAUAUUCCGUACGCUGUAUAACUUGUACAACUGGGGUAAGGAUGCCUGCAAUCAGACGCUACAUUCCGAAGCCUUGGCACAGGUGUUACGACAGCGGCAACAUUUCGAUAUAAUCAUUAUGGAGCAAUUCAACAGCGAUUGCAUGGUGGCGGUGGCACAUCAACUCAAGGCGCCAUUCAUAGCGUUGAGUAGCUGUGCGAUGAUGCCUUGGCACUACGAACGCAUGGGCGUGCCCAUGAUACCAUCAUCUAUACCGACAAUCUUCAUGGGACAAUCGGAGUCGAUGAGCUUCGUCCAGCGCCUAGCCAACUGGUUCAUCUUCCACAGCACGCGUUUGUUUUAUGAUUUCACCAUCACUCCCACAACCGAUGCCAUGGUGCAAUACAAAUUUGGUCAUGACCUACCCUCCGUUGCUGAAUUGGCUAAGCAAACUUCAGCCUACUUCGUGAAUCAACACUUCUCACUGAGCGGCGUUAAGCCACUGCCACCCUCUGUCGUGGAGCUUGGCGGCAUACAUAUACAAAAGGCUAAGCCGCUGGAUGCCGAGCUGCAGAAGUUUAUCCACAAUGCCGAGCAUGGCGUCGUCUUCAUUAGUUGGGGUUCGAUGAUACGCGCCGAAACCUUGCCGCCAGCCAAGCGCGAAGCUAUUUUGCGCGCUGUGAAGCGUCUCAAGCAGCGCGUCAUUUGGAAAUGGGAGAAUAGUAGUACAUUGGAAGACAAGCCGGACAAUUUGUACAUAGGUAAAUGGCUGCCACAACGCGACAUACUCUGUCAUCCGAAUGUGAAAGUUUUCAUGACACAUAGCGGCUUAAUGGGCAGCUCGGAGGCGGCUUAUUGUGGUGUGCCCGUUGUUGCUACACCCAUGUAUGGCGAUCAGUUUUUGAAUGCGGCGGCCUUGAAGCAACGCGGCAUGGGCCUAGUGCUGCUCUAUGAGGAUAUCACGGAGAAUUCAGUGCUCAGAUCGGUUAGGGAAGUGCUGAAGAAGCAAUACAUGGACAAUGCCAAAGCGGUCUCGUUCUCCUACAAACAUCGACCACAAACUGCGUUGCAAUCGGCCAUCUGGUGGGUGGAAUAUGUCGCCAAAACAGAGGGCGCUCCCCUCACUAAAGCCGAUGCGGUGUUUUUAUCACGCUUUGUCUACUACUCAAUGGAUGUUUAUCUAUUCGUGGGCAUCAUUUUAUUC
Messenger RNA from Rhagoletis pomonella (apple maggot), 1504 nucleotides. RefSeq names its product UDP-glycosyltransferase UGT5-like. The record is from RefSeq and is a predicted model, not a curated record. The transcript is spliced from 6 exons. Gene Ontology annotation, molecular function: UDP-glycosyltransferase activity. The annotation marks the transcript as partial. Lineage: Eukaryota; Metazoa; Arthropoda; Insecta; Diptera; Tephritidae.